Messenger RNA from Metarhizium brunneum ARSEF 3297, 393 nucleotides. RefSeq lists its product as uncharacterized. The record is from RefSeq and is a predicted model, not a curated record. Lineage: Eukaryota; Fungi; Ascomycota; Sordariomycetes; Hypocreales; Clavicipitaceae.
AUGUCUCGCGCUCCAAACACCCACAAAUGGGACGAGCAUUCCCACUUCGGCCUCCUCCGCGCCAUGAUCGACGUGACCAAGCCCAACAAGGAUUUCCUCGUCCAAGUCGCCGAGCACAUGCAAUCCCAGGGCUUCACCACCACCUUCAACGGCGUCAACCAGCACAUCCAGAAGCUUCGCCGCACCCAAGACUCCCCCGAGAAGAACACCAAGAACGGCAGCGUCCCGGCAACGCCCACCAAGGCAACGCCGAAGCGCAAGACUCGCGCUACCAAGGCCAAGCCUUCCAAAUUCGACGACGUUGACGACCAAAUCUCCGUCAAGGAGGAGCAGUACUAUGAUGAUGACCAGGAUGAACCCGAGGCCAAGCGUGUCAAGCAGGACGCGGAGUAA